GCACGCCUCAUUCGCAUCUUCGACAGCCUGAAGCCGAAUCAGGACGUUUUCGUCCAACUCGUUUGUGGCUACGAAGAUGGCAGUGAAAAGGCGGUUGGCCGUACGGAGGUCUGCAAGAACGGCAACCUCCAACCAAGGUGGAACCAGAGGUUCCUUUGCGGCCGGGAUCGUGGCAAGACCUUAAAGUUCAAGGUCCACAUUGACCACGUGUGGCGCAGCGCCGUUCUUUGUGGUGAGGCGCCUGUAGAUGUCAAAACGAAACAGCGUGAUCCUCUGGUGCCCGAAGCCUCGUAA
Symbiodinium sp. CCMP2456 is the source of this 294-nucleotide messenger RNA. NCBI's taxonomy places the organism in Eukaryota, Dinophyceae, Suessiales, Symbiodiniaceae. The record is from the annotation of a GenBank genome assembly.